Rosa chinensis is the source of this 1854-nucleotide messenger RNA. RefSeq names its product protein DETOXIFICATION 21. The record is from RefSeq and is a predicted model, not a curated record. The transcript is spliced from 9 exons. Gene Ontology annotation, cellular component: membrane. Gene Ontology annotation, molecular function: antiporter activity; xenobiotic transmembrane transporter activity. Bases 170 to 1630 code for a protein of 486 amino acids. Gene Ontology annotation, biological process: xenobiotic detoxification by transmembrane export across the plasma membrane. Lineage: Eukaryota; Viridiplantae; Streptophyta; Magnoliopsida; Rosales; Rosaceae.
ACAAAACUUUUCCAAAUUGAUGGGACUUGCUUGUUGUCUUUUCAAUAAUCAAUGCCACGUAUACUUCCCAUUAAAUGCCGACACAUCUAAACAUGUAAACCAUUAUUGGGUCUCUCUCUCGCUCUCUCCCCCUGUCUCUGUGUGAAAGCUAGAGAACAGUCGAACAAACAUGGGGGAGGAAGACAUAAAGAGGAAACUGCUGAUAAAGGAAGAAGAUGAACGUGAACACGAUUUGGGUUUGCAAUACAGAGUGUGGAAUGAAAGCAAGAAGAUUUGGGUGAUAGCUGGACCUGCUAUAUUCACCAGAUUCUCUACUUUUGGAACAAAUGUGGUCAGUCAAGCCUUCAUUGGUCACAUUGGCUCUACUGAGUUAGCUGCAUAUUCACUUGUCGUUACUGUACUGGUCAGGUUCGCAAAUGGCAUCCUGCUGGGAAUGGCUAGUGCGCUGGAAACUCUUUGUGGUCAAUCAUAUGGUGCAAAACAAUAUGACAUGCUUGGGGUACAUCUUCAGAGAUCAUGGGUAGUGUUGUUUGUCAGCGCAUUCUUCCUUGUUCCUAUUUGCAUCUUUACAACUCCAAUCUUAGAGGCCUUAGGACAGGAACAGAAUAUUGCACAAGUGGCGGGCUAUAUUUCUCUCUGGGUAAUCCCGGUGAUUUUCGCCUUUGUUUUAUCCUUUACCUGCCAAAUGUACUUGCAAGCACAGAGCAAAAAUUUGAUCAUAGCUUACUUGUCAGCAAUUUCAAUUGCAAUCCACAUCCUCCUUUCAUGGCUUUUGACUGUGAAAUAUCAGCUUGGGAUUCCUGGCGCAAUGGUGUCCACAAUUUUUGCAUUUUGGAUUCCCAACAUUGGUCAACUUUUAUUUGUUAUAUGUGGAGGAUGCCCACAGACAUGGAAAGGCUUCUCGAUGUUAGCUUUUAAAGAUCUCUGGGAUGUCGUCAAGCUUUCUCUGUCUUCUGGUGUUAUGCUUUGUCUGGAGCUUUGGUACAAUACGGUCUUGGUUCUUUUAACUGGAAGUAUGGAAAAUGCUGAGGUUUCUAUCGAUGCUCUUUCUAUCUGUCUCAACAUCAAUGGGUGGGAAAUGAUGAUAUCCCUUGGCUUCUUGGCUGCAGCAAGUGUACGAGUGUCAAAUGAGCUUGGACGAGGUAGCUCAAAAGGGGCGAAGUUCUCAAUUGUGGUUAUAGUGUUCACAUCAUUUGCCAUCGGUGUUGUGUUGUUCUUCAUUUUCCUAUUCUUGAGGGAACGUCUAUCCUACAUCUUUACCAACGACGAAGAGGUAGCCAAAGCAGUUGCUGACUUGUCACCAUUAUUGGCCUUCUCCAUAUUGUUGAACAGUGUUCAGCCUGUGCUCUCCGGAGUUGCUCUGGGAGCUGGAUGGCAGAGUACUGUAGCAUAUGUGAACAUAGCAUGUUAUUACCUUAUAGGCAUUCCCGUUGGAGUUGUGCUUGGUUAUGUUGUCAACCUACAAGUCAAAGGUGUUUGGAUUGGAAUGUUGUUCGGAACAUUUGUGCAAACGAUUGUACUACUAAUACUCACCUACAGAACUGAUUGGGAUAAUCAGGUAACAAUAGCUCGUAAUCGUGUUAACAAGUGGGCCGUUAAAGAUAGUGGAGACCCAAGCUCCGACUCAUAAGUUGCCUCGUCUAUUUUUGUUUUUCCUAAAUAGAUUUGCUGAGUUCAAUCUGUUUCAUUUUUCUUGUUAUCUAUAUAAGGAGGCAAGCUUAAACCCAUUUAUGACAGAUUUAAUUUCUAAUUGGGUGCGUCUAUUACUACCCUAUCAUUUUCUUAGUUCGCCUUACAAAUAUUUGAAUUAUUGAAAGACCAUAUUAUCCAAGUGUAAAAUGACUAAUAAGUAUA